This is a messenger RNA of Rasamsonia emersonii CBS 393.64, 1407 nucleotides long. Its product is annotated as Alpha-1,3-mannosyltransferase CMT1. The transcript has a single exon. Bases 1 to 1407 code for a protein of 468 amino acids. The record is from RefSeq and is a predicted model, not a curated record. NCBI's taxonomy places the organism in Eukaryota, Fungi, Ascomycota, Eurotiomycetes, Eurotiales, Trichocomaceae.
AUGAAAGUCCAGACUGUCCUUCUCGGCCUUGGCCUCCUCUUUGGAUCCUGGUUCUUGAUCUUCUAUUGUCGUCACUGGGCGGAUGGGAAUCUGUUGACCACUCUGGGCGAAAUAGCGAUCGGUCGGGCGCACUGGCGAGACGAUUGGGAGGAGACUCAUCUCACCACUUUUUCAAGCCCCGAUUCGGAUGGAAAGGCAAAAGACAAUGUGAUUCAGCAUGGCUCAGUCUCCCGGCAAACCGCCGGUGGAAAAGUUCCAUCUCGGGCAACGGACGUCCCCCAGACUGGUGAUACGACAUCACCAAUCCCAGACGCCCCGAAGCUGCCCGCCGAGCCAGCAAACAACACUGAUGAAACCUCUCAACUCGUCUGCCAAACGCCCCCCGGAGCAAGGUAUGACCAUCUUCGCAGUAUACCCAGCAACAGAGGCCCCGCUCGUUUCCGCGCGAACAAGAUUCGCUACUUCUUCGCCCUGAACCUGCAGCAGUCGGCGAAGGUCAUGCCUCGUCUGAUGGAGAGUAUUGUGCAAGCAAUGAAAUACCUCGGACCGGAGCGGUGCGCCUUGUCUGUCGUUGAGGGACCGUCUGAGGAUGGCACGCACGAGAUUCUCGAAAAUUUCCAGACAGAAGUCGAAUUGAUGGGUUCCCACUUCUACCACAACACUAGUUCUUUGGACCCGAAAGCACCAAGUUCGGAGCGCGUCGAGAAGCUCGCAAAACUGCGCAACAUGGCAUUGGCUCCGCUGUGGAGUGGUCACGAUCGACAUAAGUUCGCAUCAGACUCGAUCGUCAUCUUCCUCGACGACAUUGCCCUCUGUCCCGAGGAUAUUCUCGAGUUGCUGCACCAGCACGUUACCCAGUCGGCUCACAUGGCUUGUGCCUUCGAUUGGAUCUUGGAAGGGAGCACCUUCAACAACGUCUGGGUGUCGCGGUCCAUGGUGGGAGACCUCUUCUUCGAAAUCCCUCACGACGGCUCGUGGGCCUACAAAGACGACCUGUUCUGGGAUGACCCGUCCAGCCGGAAAAGGUACGAGUCAAAGUUACCCUUGCAAGUCUAUUCAUGCUGGGGAGGGAUGGUCACGCUGAACGCACAACCGUUCGCCCGGGGCAAAUUGAAGUUCCGGAGCUCAGAAGACGGGGAAUGCUUCAUGGGCGAAGCUACGUUGCUGGCCAAAGACAUGUGGCGACAAGAGAUGGGGAAGAUCAUGGUCGUGCCCACCGUUAAUGUUGGAUAUUCCAACGAUGGAAGCAGCAAGGCAAAGGAGCGGAGAGGUUACGUUCACGACCACGUCGACAUGACAAGCACUGUCGACAGUCCAGGGGAGAAAAUCGAUUGGCAGAAGAAGCCUCCAGCGAUGGUUAAAUGCCUGCCGGAUUGGAACCGACCGUCCUGGGUAGAUCCGGUGUAG